Hydra vulgaris (swiftwater hydra) is the source of this 1729-nucleotide messenger RNA. RefSeq lists its product as uncharacterized. The record is from RefSeq and is a predicted model, not a curated record. NCBI's taxonomy places the organism in Eukaryota, Metazoa, Cnidaria, Hydrozoa, Anthoathecata, Hydridae.
UUUUGUAACUUGCAUCCAAAUAAACCCAACUUAAUUACACACACACACGCACGCACAAAAUCUAAUCACUGAUUUUAAGUCGUAAAGUUAUUUUACUCGAUAAUAGUCUUCUUUUUAAAGAAAUAAUGUCUUUUACACUUUCAACAUUGAAAAUAAAUUGCAUCAUCAACUUUCAACAUUGAAAAUAAUUUGUAUCAUCAACUUGAAUCAUCUUUUUAAACAACAAUAAAUUUAAAAAGUAGUAGUUGUGAGGUUGGGUGUUGUGUCAGUUAAAAAUUUAGUUUAUGAGAGAAAGUGGUCCCAAAAACCCACAUUCAGAGCCCCUGACUUUAUAAAUUGGUAAACAUUAGAUUGCAAAGCUAAUAGUAUCAAGUUUUAGUAUGAUGUAAAACAUCAACGAGGUAUAAUAGACUUGCUAGAGGAAUAACGAAGCUGAAAAUCGUUUAAAAUUGCAGUACAGUCUUAGUAGUAUUAUUAUUCCAGCGGCUAGCCAAAAUGGCGCUUUUGCGUUAAAAACCUAUGAAAGUUGUAACCUAGAAAGCUAAAUCAAAAUCGAUUACUUUAUUAAAAUUUGACUGGAUAUGUUACUAUUUGUUUGAACCUUCGCUAUUGCUUCCCCAUAUAGCUAGAAAAAUGGCUGUUUAUGGAAAGAUACUCUUAACUGUGAUAAGUUUUGGAAUAACGGGAAUUUUAUUGAACGGAACAAGUUUGCUUCUACUCGCUAAAUUAAAAAACUCUCGUACAGACAAAACGCAGCGUUGGAUAAUUAGUUACCUUUGUUUUUUUAGCCUUUGUUUAAGUAUUACUUAUACAGUCACUAACUCUAUAGAAAUGAUUCAACCUGUUAACAAGAAUGAAAAUGUCAAAGACGAAAACGAAAACCUAGAAGUAGCUGCUCGUGAAAGUAAAAAAAAGAAUAAUUCUAUCAUUUUUCAUCGAACUGACGAUGUUGUUCUUUAUAUAAAAGAAGAAGGGUAUUUGCCAAAUAUUGCUUAUGUAAUAGAAGACGCACUAAUUGCAAGCUUUGUUAUUGGCAAUUACUUAGCAACUCUGUGGCUUGUAUUAGAUAGAUAUUUACACAUAAAAAUGAUCAUUAAAUACGCAUGUUACUGGUCGCACAAAAAAACUUUGUUGACAAUGUUGGUCAUAUGGAUUUUAGCGUUAACAAUCGGAUGUUUAAUGAGAAUAUACUUGAGAGAAAAUCUCGCAUAUAUAUGCAAUUUAAUUUAUAUAACACUUGAUACAAUCAUUAUUGUAGUAUCCUUCUAUGUUUACUCUUAUGCGUUGAUAGUUAUUAAAAAACAAAGACAACUUCAUUUAAAAGGAAACGAUAACGGCAUAACAAAAGGUGUGUAUUUGUCUGUUUGCAUUUUAUUAACGUUCAUAGUAACAGUUACAAUACCCGAUAUUAUUUCGAUAUUGAACGAUAAAAUUGAGUUAAAUUACAACUUUGCUUGGUAUUCUUUUUUGUGUAACUCAAUUUCUAUUUUAACUGAUGCUAUUAUUUAUAUUUUGUUAUCUCCAAAAGGUCGUUGGUAUUUCAAAAACAAAUUAAACACUAUUUCUAGGAGAAGAAACAGUUCUAUUGUUUUGUCUAACAUGACAGUUGAAACCUUUCGUUCUAGUUCUAUCGCAUAUAAUAUUAGAUAACAUAAGUCAAGUUACUCCAAGAGAAUGUAAAAACUACUAAAAAAAACCUUUAAAUGGGAUUAAAUGGCCAUUUUUGUAA